Olea europaea var. sylvestris is the source of this 1301-nucleotide messenger RNA. RefSeq lists its product as uncharacterized. The transcript has 7 exons. The coding region runs from base 270 to 1082 and encodes 270 amino acids. The record is from RefSeq and is a predicted model, not a curated record. Lineage: Eukaryota; Viridiplantae; Streptophyta; Magnoliopsida; Lamiales; Oleaceae.
UUAGCCAAAUGUUUCAAAAAGUUUAGCCAAACACGCGAAAAAGAGGCCAAAGAAAUUGUUUCAAAGGCUUUCAUGGAGCGCCGAGCGCGCGAUUUACCCUAUAUUUCCGCCAGAAAACUAACGAGUUACCGUCACCCGAACGCCAACACCAGCAAAGCCAUGUGCAUUGUUCACAAUAAUUUCACCAAUUUAACCAAAUCCCAACUUCUCUUCAAUUUAUCAGAUCACAGAAUUCGAUAAUUUGAUUCCUUCAUCACCGAGAUCCAUCAAUGGAAACUAACUCAAAUUUGAACCCGAGUCCGAAUGACAGUUACAAUGCGAGGCCGUUGUUGUUGCCAGAGAUCGGGUCCGAUGGUAUAGCACGAGAAUCACCCGUCAUCGCCUACACAGAGAAGAUAAUAGAGGAAGAGCAGCUUCAAUUGAGAAAAUACAUUGCAGAAAACUAUUCCAGGAUUCGGGAUGUUGAACGAGAAUUAUCAAAUCUCACCAUGGAGAUGAAGCUUACUGCUGGGCCAAAGAAAGCUGCACUUGAACACAUGCGAAAGAAAAUUGAAAUGUCAACCGAAAGAAUUCAUAUUGCUAAGCUGAAAGAAUCACAAGCGAAACAGGUGUGGGAAGCAGCAGCAAAAACUGUGAAGGAUGAGGAAGCAAUUAAGCAGAAGCUUUGUGAAGAUUUAAAUAAUCUGGUUCAAGAAAGUAGUAACUCCCAGUUUGCUAGACUGGAGGAAUUGAAACGGCGGCUGGAGGCUUUAAAUCCUAACAGAUUGUCCACUAACUUGACCUCUGGAGUGGACUCAGGGGAACCAGCACAGACUAGUAUAAUUCAAGAUGCUUCAGAAGUUCAAAGCACAUCAAAACGAGCUGGUGGAUCGGUGGUAAAUAUAUCUAAUCAAGGGAAUUUUAGUAAUAUUCCCCUAACAAACUGUGAAAACCAACAGUCUGUUAUUGAUGGAGAGGGAAGAGGGAAGAAGAAAAGUAUGUUCCAAGGGAGACUAAAAGGAACAGGAGCAAUAGCCAAGUGUAGAGGUCCGGCAGCACCUGGUUGGACUGGGGCUGGGUUUGAUGUGGAUGGUAGAAGUUGAGAGUAGCAUUUUGAGAAUCUCUUGCAUUAAAGGGAAUAGGUAUAUUGCUUAUCCAAUUUUUUAAAAUUAAUUUAUUAGCUGCUCUUUUCUUAUUUUGUAUCCUACAACUUUCUGCUUAGUCAAUUAUUUCUUUCAUUUUCAUGAGAUAUGACUACUCUAAAAUUGCAGAACGUCUCGUAAAUAUUUUGCUCAUUAAUGAUAGAUUUGUGAACUUGAUAA